GACUCACUGAAGACUCCCACGGCAGAGGCAAUAAUAAUCAGGACAAUUUUAAGAAAGAUGACAGUCUCACGCGGUCAUAUGUUUAUGGUUACUAAUCUUAAAAAAGACAGCAAAGCAAGUCCACAAGACCAAACUGCGGUCGUACAUAAAUUGUCUAAAACAAAUUCGCCCGAAACUCCGCCAGGAGUCUAG
Messenger RNA from Racocetra persica, 192 nucleotides. The record is from the annotation of a GenBank genome assembly. NCBI's taxonomy places the organism in Eukaryota, Fungi, Glomeromycota, Glomeromycetes, Diversisporales, Gigasporaceae.